CGCUCGCUUGUUCGACGCCAUUACACUGAGGAGCACGCACGGAAAACAAAUCAAUCCACCUAAUACGGAGGCAAGUCAGUGCUAGAAGUACAUAUGUUUUACAGAAAUUAAUCAUAUUGUAAUGAAAACUUCAAUUCGGGAUAUUUCUCUUUCAUCCUAAUUCAACACUUUCUAUUGCCGCUACACUCUGGCAGGGGCCUAGCUUGGAACUGUAGCUGUGCGGCAUCAUCAUCUGAGAAACUAGAUUCAACUGUAAUUAACAACUAGCGGUGCUUCUUGGCGUUCCUGAACAAUGGGGGAAUCAAACACGAUGCCUAAAAAGAAGGACAAUACCCCAGAUCCAGAUGAUCAAGAGGAAGAGGAGGAGUACUCAGUUGAGAAGAUUUUAGAUAAGCGUGUACGUAAUGGCCGUGUUGAAUAUUACCUGAAAUGGAAAGGAUACGGAGAUGAAGAUAACACUUGGGAACCCGAGUCACAUUUAGACUGCCCAGAACUGAUAUCAGAAUUUGAAGAUCGGCGAAAGAAAGAUGAUGCCAAAAAGAAAGAAGAGAAGAAAAGAAAAUCUCAAGCAGUAGAUGAUGCUACAAAAAAGAAAACCAAAAAAGCUGUUGAGGAGGAUAGUCGCCCACGAGGAUUUGAUCGAGCACUUGAGGCUGAAAGAAUUAUUGGUGCAACAGAUUCAAGUGGCGAGCUCAUGUUUCUUAUGAAAUGGAGAGGGACUGAUGAAGCAGAUUUGGUCCCAGCCAGGCAGGCUAAUGUUCGAUGCCCACAAGUAGUAAUCAAGUUCUAUGAAGAACGACUCACUUGGCACUCCUCUACAAAUGAUGAGGAAGAAGGGAACCAUGAGGCAGACUGAAUGCAUAAAGUGGUAUUUCAGCAACACUGAGUCGCAGAAUUUUAAUGUGACACGUUUUUUAUAGUCUUCAAAGAACUUUUAAGUUGGUCGAUGUUAGUAAAAUGUGGAUGGUAAUUUUGGAUGUCUUGUAAUUAGAGAUAAAACAUUGCUAACGUAAGAUAGGCUUUCACGGAUAUACCACACUCCAAACUCAUAUGACAGGACAGUAUUUUGAAGGAAACUUGGCCUAUACAGUAUAACUUACAUAAUUUUGUUUUGUUUAUUACACAAUUACAGUUUUUGUUUUACAUAUACAUUUUUUAUAUACUGUAUACAUAUAAGAGCAAUCGUUACAGAUUUUUUAAGAAUGUUAUAAUGAUGCAUUCAAGACAUACAAUGUAUAUGUAAAGCUAAACUUUGUAAUAUUUCCUUUUUAUAAGAAUACAAAGUAAAGUGUAGUUUUAUACAUUUUCUUUAUUUUUCUUGCCUUAUUUCAAAUAAAAUUAGAAACUUAUUCCUGUAUUUUUAUGCCUUUUUUUAUUAUUAUUCUCAUACUUAAGGAAAUUCCCUGAGCCUAAUUUGUGCUCAUAAACUGUUCAGUUUUAUAUAUACUGUUUGUACAGUAUAUACUAAACAUAUAUAUAUAAUUAUUUUAAUUUUUUUCCAGAGAAUUGGCACCUACUUUUGUAGAUACAUUAACCUUUUUUAUGUUUGUUAGCUUUAAUUUCCUUUAACCCUCAUUUUUUAGUAAUAACUACUGUAUCGUAAAAAUAAGGCCAAAUUUGUCGUUGAUGAUGGCCUUUGUUUCUCUGUCCAUAUAAAUUGUAUUACUAAUCAAUAGUUCGUUUCCUUUGACAGAAGUCAUAUUUUCAAUGAAAGUAAAUUAUUACCAAAUGCUGGUUAAAUUCAGUUUUGAGUGAUGGCACUUACUGUUGCAGUGUUAUGUCCCUGAAUAAAACAAAUAUUUUAGGCACAUCAGUUCACAUUCAUGAGACUAUUUUUUGUAUAACUAGUACAAAAAUAUGACAAAGUUACUGGAGAAUUUUGUUAAAGUAGAAAUUACUAUUGUAGGGUAAUUGAAUCUACUGUAUUUGAAUUUAUCAGUACAUCAGUAUUUUUUUAAUGUAUUGAAUAACAACAAUGGUUUUCCCAACAAGUUGUUAUUUGCAGUUGGGAAUCCACUGUGAAAAUGUGAGUGUAAUAUUAGUCUGUGCAUCUACCUUUAAAGUAUAUUAUAGUAUGUGUAGAUCUUAAUAAAGCUUCCAGUAUUCAGAGAUCUCAA
This is a messenger RNA of Homarus americanus (American lobster), 2117 nucleotides long. Its product is annotated as chromobox protein homolog 1-like. Gene Ontology annotation, molecular function: chromatin binding. The transcript is spliced from 5 exons. Gene Ontology annotation, cellular component: pericentric heterochromatin; nucleus. The record is from RefSeq and is a predicted model, not a curated record. Lineage: Eukaryota; Metazoa; Arthropoda; Malacostraca; Decapoda; Nephropidae. Gene Ontology annotation, biological process: chromatin organization; negative regulation of transcription by RNA polymerase II. The coding region runs from base 293 to 856 and encodes 187 amino acids.